Malaclemys terrapin pileata is the source of this 4161-nucleotide messenger RNA. It is a transcript of the gene ZNF704, whose product is annotated as zinc finger protein 704. Gene Ontology annotation, biological process: regulation of transcription by RNA polymerase II. Bases 94 to 1335 code for a protein of 413 amino acids. NCBI's taxonomy places the organism in Eukaryota, Metazoa, Chordata, Testudines, Emydidae. The record is from RefSeq and is a predicted model, not a curated record. The transcript has 9 exons. Gene Ontology annotation, cellular component: nucleus. Gene Ontology annotation, molecular function: DNA-binding transcription factor activity; RNA polymerase II cis-regulatory region sequence-specific DNA binding.
GAGGAUGAAGAGGAAGGCGGCUUGGGGAGCCCGCCCGCGCCGCUGCCCAUCCCCGCCAAGGGAAGCCUGAAGGCAGGCAGCAUUAAGCGUGAAAUGACCUUCACUACAUUUCAACAGGAUGACCUAAAAAGUGACAUCAGUCAAAAAUUACCAGACCAACAGUUUCUCCUGUUGGCCAUGAGGGAGGAAGAUUUAAAAACUGCAGACACCAAAAAAACAAACAGAAUUCAUGAGCAUGAAAAAGAAAACACUCGUUCUGUCUGUCUUCUUGAACAGAAACGCAAGGUGGUUUCUUCAAAUAUUGAUGUGCCUCCAGCAAGAAAAUCUUCAGAAGAACUGGACAUGGAUAAAGUGACAGCAGCUAUGGUACUAACCAGUUUAUCCACCAGCCCUUUGGUUCACAGCCCUCCUGUACGGCCCAAUGAAUCCCUGAAUGGAUCUUGGAAAGAAGGAGGAUUUGUGCCUUCUAGUACCAGCAGUAGUGGAUACUGGAGUUGGAGUGCACCCAGUGAUCAGUCCAAUCCAUCCACCCCAUCUCCGCCUCUGUCUGCUGAUAGCUUCAAACCCUUUCGAAUGCCCUCUCAGCCAGAUGAUAGUAUUGAUGAAGCUGAAACCAGUAAUCUCCUUUUUGAUGAGCCCAUCCCUAGGAAGAGAAAGAACUCCAUGAAGGUAAUGUUCAAAUGUCUAUGGAAAAACUGUGGAAAGGUACUGAGCACAGCUGCAGGGAUUCAGAAACACAUCCGGACCAUUCAUCUUGGACGUGUAGGAGAGUCUGACUACAGUGAUGGAGAGGAAGAUUUUUACUACACAGAGAUCAGGCUCAACACAGACUCGGUAGCGGAUGGCUUAAGCAGCCUUUCUCCAGUCUCUCCAUCUCUAGGAUCUCCUCCUCCUUUUCCCACCCAAGAUGCAAACCGUCCUGAAACUUCAUGUGCCAAAACUGAGACUAAAUUGAUGACACCUCUGAGCCGCUCAGCUCCUACCAAUCUCUACCUCGUACACACGGAUCAUGCUUACCAGGCCACUCCUCCAGUGAACAUUCCAGGGUCAACAAAGUUCACUCCCAAUGGCCGUAGCUUUAGCGUCUCUUGGCAGUCACCUCCAGUUACCUUCACCGGCAUUCCGGUCUCACCAACUCAUAAUCGUCCUGCAGGGACUGGAGAGCCAAAACAACAGACCCACACAGUUCUCUCAUCACCGCCCAGAGUAUCAUUUGGCUUAAGGAAACCUAGAGGGGAGGGGAAAAAAUGCCGAAAAGUGUAUGGGAUGGAGAACCGAGAUAUGUGGUGUACUGCCUGCCGUUGGAAGAAAGCCUGCCAAAGGUUCGUCGACUGAAGACUGGAAGCGCGGAGGACCCAGGGGAUGGGAAGUACAAUAGCAGGAUCCUGUUGCUGCAGCUGCCCCAGCCUACCCUCCAGUGCUGCCUUUUAAACAGACUUGUAUUCCAAAACAAAGCACUUGUAGCCAAGGAGAAGCACUUAGCAAAACCAGUGUGGAGCAAUAGAGAAAAAAAAAAAAGUCUUAUCAAGUAUUGAACCCAGAGCAGCUAUUAAUGUUUUUCAUAAAACAAAAAAUAACUUGUUGCUAACUCUGAACUACUUGCUCCCCAUGACUGUUCUUUAACCGUGUCAAUGUCUAUGCUGUGAACGUCUGUAUCAGUUGAACCAAGCACCGCAUCUUGUCCUGAAAUGAAGAUUUCUUUUUAAAAGCCUAAUUAACAAUUUAAGACAUAUAAGCUACAGUUCACUCAACAGCAGCCAUACCAAGAGUGGAACCUGUUAAAUAAUUCUGCUGAUGUGAAUGAUCUUGGUUGGAUUCCUCAUUUUCGGGUGUUUUUUUGAGGAAUUCAUACCUUGGUAUGUCAGAAGGACAAGCAACAUUACUCCUGGAUGAUUUUUUAAAAGCAGUCACAAACCGGAACAAAGAGUGGAGCUAAGUUUUAAAUUAGAUGGCAAUACUCCAGAGAAGGAAAAAUUAUGGGAAACCACCAGCAGAUCUCAGCCACAAGUCAGUCCAAGAUUUGAGGGAAGGCAUUUCAACGAUGAUUGAAACAUACAGGAAUAUAAUUUGGGUUCCAGUAUCUUUUCUCAUCACCGGUUCCUUUUCCUAGCAAUGACCAUCUUAUGCUGUUGAAGCCCUAUUAAGAACUGGAUGAUAUGUAAUAUCUAUUCAGGGAUAUGAGCCAACCCAGCAAUUCAACUCUUGCUUCCUUUCCUCCUGUGUAUAAGAUGGUUACUAAAUUAAGGGUGCACUCAUUCUUUCCAUUAGCAAUGCCAAAUUUUAUUUGUGCAAAAAAUGUAUAGAAAACAAAAACACCCGAGAAGUGCUCCCACCGCAUCAUCCCAGCAAGUGGAAUACGACAGCAGUGGAGCAACAUAUGUAUAUGUUAAGUAAAGUCCUUUUUUUAUUUAAAAAAAGUCACUGAGGUCAGAAAUAGCCAAUUUUCAUGCAGAGGGCACUUUGAUGGAUGUGUGUGCUAUGGUGUAUUUAGUGCUUCAGGCUGUUAGAGGGUGUAAAUCCAGAAUGCUGAUGUUUUAUCCCUAGAUAGAUGAGGUUAUUUAAGUGAGAAAAUAAAGUAAAGCGGAAAUGCCAUAUGAAUGAGCACCACCAACUCCUGCCUGUUUCAAAACAAAACAAAACAUAAGCAUAGGCACCUAUCAUAUGAAUAGGGCUAUACAGGCCCACUACCAGCAGGGCUUGUUUUUCAUGGAGUCUGAUAAACUGGAUCACAUAGCUCUCAUGACAGCAUUACUUAACUUGCAUUGCUGCCUAUGCCCAUUUAGAGAACAAAAGUGCACACUUUUGAACAUAGCCUAGAGUGUAGUGUUAAAGCAAAGGCAAUACAUGUUUGAAUGGAAAGAACAAAAGAAUAGUAAGAGCCUGUUUUUUUUAAACAAAUUAUUUGCUCUGUUGCAUGCCUAAUUUGAGCAUUAUUUCUGCAACUGUGUUUACAAAUCAUGCAAUUUUCAUGCACAAGUGGCUAGUGAAGGUCACUUGCAUGCAUACAGUUACCUGAUUUUUAUGCACAAUUGACACCUAACUUGUUUAGAAAAAUCAGACCCUAAAAUCCAGCCCGGAUAAUAAAACAAAACGUGAAAUAAAUUAACACAACAGAAGGUAAAGAUUGGCAGAUAUACGGCGCCAUCUGCACUCUAUUGUUUGCACUUCCUUAUCUUUUGGUGAGGUCAUAAGUCAUGGCUUUUCCUUCUGUUAAUUUUUUUUUUUUUUUCAAAGAUUUCUUUAGGGAAAUCUCUCAACAAUUUGUAACGGUUUCUAGUUACUUCCUUUUAAAUGCUGACAUUGUUGUCAGUGCCUUUACAAUGGUGGGACACAGAAUGUGGAUCUUGCUCCACUGAUAUCCCUCCUUAUUUCUAAAAGCCUCUCAAGAUGCUUAUAAAACAACAAUUAUGACCCCUAUUGGCCUCAUAUUCGUUACUUAUCCCCAUCAUUGUUCCCUUCUCCCUUAUUUACUCUGAUCUCUUGAAUUUUAAAGAGGAUUUUUAAAUAUAUUAUUGUAAUUGGUUUCUAAAAUGUUAUAUAGCAUCAUGAGCACCUUGGCAGGGGGCACUUUAUAAAUGAACAUAUUAAUUAAAUCAUAAAAUUUCCACAACAUGGGGCAAAUUCUGGUUGGCCCCAGGAACCAGGCACAGCACUCGUCCCAGCUGUAAUACUGGAGGAAAACGAGUUAGAGGGCACAAACCUUUUUAAUUGCAUGUAUUCUCAGCUCGCUCUGGGCAUGCUCAGAGGCUUCACAUAAACUUUAGCAAAGCCAUUCCCAUAACAUAAUUCACAUAGCCACUCCCAUACUGCUAACUUUAUAUCAUUUUUAGAUAGGCACACAAAUAGACCACCAAAGCUGUGUUAUUGUCCACCUCUCAGAGUUACACACACUUUCAUUCUGUUCUUGAUAAGAGUAAGAUUAUUUACAACAAGCUGCAUGAAUGGGCCACUGCCUGGCCAAAGUGCUUGGCUCAUAUGUCUGUAUGGACUACUUCCCUACACUGUUUAACCACAUCAAGUCACGCUUCCAUGGAGGGUCUGUCAGGUGACCCCUGAUUUUUCAGAGCAGUCAGAAUCUGGUGAUCGGUUUCCAUCAUGCAUUCUCACAGUUGGGCCAUGGGUUCUUUGGUAUGUGUGUACAUACACCACUAGCAGCCAGAA